GUCUUCGUCUCAGUUGGUUCCACAGAUACACUUUCACAAAUAUUGUAUAUCUAAUCUUCUCUAUGCUAGCUGUUCCACGUCCACCAAUGAGAUCAAGCACAGGAAGUUUGGCACAAUGGACAGGAUACAGAUGCAAUGUUUUCCUGUUUCAUUCAUCCCUGUUGCGAAAGCAUAAUGCCUUAGGUAGCUCUUUCUGAAUCUGUACAUUUAUAUCUUACGUAGAUUGAAUUGGUGUAGGAAGACUCAGACAAAGCAAGGUUAGCUGGAUAACAAAGUGUGUUUUCACAGUAGUUUAUCUAAGUUCACAUAGUUGCAUUACACCUAUUUUGUUUUAAAUGAGCUUGGUAUUAUUCCUAAUACAAAGGAAUAGGAGACAAAGCGAGAAGUUCAUGUGAUUUUAGUGUUCUUCAGAGAUCAUCUUACAGAAGCCUGCACACUGAGGCCCCGCCCACCGCCUGCCAAUCACUCUUAAAGGCCACGUCUCAAAGCUGUGUUCACAUCCAGAGUUUACAGCAGAAACCCUUCAUCCCUGAAUGCGAAAGCAUUGCUGAACAGGAGGUGAAUAAAGCAGGCAGUAUGCUGCGGUGGAGAGUGUCGAAACCCGCUGUGCUGAGUCUGGUGUUAGUCCAGGCGGCUGCAGUGGUGCUUCUGUACGGCUGGUACAGCCGUCCGCAGUCUCCGAACACGGCUGCGUCCGAGGGCAAGGUGCAUGUGCUGCUGCUGUCCUCCUGGAGAUCCGGCUCCUCCUUCCUGGGCCAGGUCUUCAACCAGCAUCCCGACGUCUUUUACCUGAUGGAGCCCGGCUGGCACGUGUGGACCUCUAUCCAGCAGGCCGGCGCGCGCAGCUUAAGGAUGGCAGUACGCGACAUGAUCCGCAGCGUCUUUCAAUGCGACAUGUCGGUGAUGGACGCGUACAUGCCUCAGCCGCGCAACGUCUCCAAGCUCUUCAUGUGGAGCCACAGCCGCGCGCUCUGCUCUCCGCCGGCCUGUUUCCUCACGGCACGCGACGAGAUCAGCAAAGAGCAAGACUGCAAGCUGAACUGCGACACGCAGGGUUUGAAGCUCGCCGAGGCGGCGUGUCGGACUUACAGCCAUGUGGUGCUAAAAGAGGUGCGCUUCUUUGAGCUGGAGUCGCUGUAUCCGCUAUUGCGCGACCCGAGUUUGGAUCUGCGUAUCAUCCAUCUAGUUCGCGACCCUCGAGCGGUGCUUCGUUCCCGCGAGCAGUCGGUCAAAGCCCUGAUCAAAGACAGCGCUAUCGUCCUGGAGCAGGCUAAUGUCCCUGAAAAGGAGAAGUCUUAUCAGGUCUUGCAGGAGAUUUGUCGCAGCCACGUGCGAAUUUUUGAAACCGCCACCUUAAAGCCACCCGAUUUCCUAAGGGGGCGCUAUAAAAUGGUACGUUAUGAGGAUCUUGUGCACAACACGCUAGCUGAGAUAGAAGCCAUGUACGAGUUUGUGGGUUUGGAGAUGACAGAAGGUCUCCAGGAGUGGAUCUACCGCAUCACGCACGGGAAGGGCAAGGGAACGAAGAAGGAGGCCUUUAAGAUCACCUCGCGAAACGCCGAGGACGUCUCCCUGGCUUGGCGAUCCACCUUACCGUUUGAGAAGGUCCAGCGCAUCCAGGAGGUCUGCAAAGGAGCCAUGACUCUGCUGGGAUAUAAGACGGUGGACAGCGAGAAAGAGCAGAAGAUGCUGGAUUUAGACGUGAUGACCCCACGAGAGCGCUAUCAGUUCAGCUGGAUGCCCUCCAAAAGCACGACCGCAAAAGUAUCGAAAGCAUAAAGACCAAAGAACUGUGGCAUUUGCCCUUCGGUUUUGUUCUCGUUUGCUUCAAAUCGAACUUGAGUGUCCCACUGAGCUGCAGAGAACGGGACACUAGAGCAAUAAAGCGCUGUUCUCCUCCUUAACACAGCUUUUAACAUUGGAUCCUGUUUUUGAGGAAGUUAUGGUCCAAUAAUGAACUUCAAGAUGUAUUUAUUGACACAGAAACUAUUAUGGUGUUUUUUGUUUACGAAAAGAAUGUUGCAUUUCAAAUUGACGUUGUUGAAUUAGAACUGCGAUUGAACAAUUCGUCAGUUACGCAUUGAGGUGGCAGAAAAACACUGGUAACAAGUGGAGGGGAAACGGGUAAAAUCCACAGAAUAAGAGAAGAAAAUGCAUUGUUGUGCCUUUGGAUGUCAGAAUCGGAAUGCAAAUUAUUUUUAUAGAAUACAAAGAUGCCAUUUGAAGCUAAACGCAGACAGACUGUUGAUGAAAACUGCUAUUUUUAAAGCAUAAAUUUGAUUUAAACAAUAGGUCUACAUAAUAUUCACGUAUAUGCAGUUCAUAGGGGACAUGUUGUAUUAGCCCUACAGUUACAGCAUGAAAUAUUAAGUAAACAUAUAACAUUGACCUAUUUUUACAAUUCUCUCACAGGUCUCACAAUUCUGACUAUUUUUCUGGCAAAUGCAAGUUUAUCCCUAGGGAUAAACACAGACAAGGCUUAAGCCUAGUUCCAGACCAAAAUGUAAGUCUGAGCUGUUUCAACUGGAAGUAACUUGCACCUAUUGAUCUUAAAAUAGAUCAAUGCCUUUGUUUUGUCUCAAGAUGGACUCCAAUAAUGUUUUUUUUCUAAGGCACGUUUAUAAAAAUUACUUAAAUGUCCUAAUUUGAACUAUGGCCUAAUCCUGGCUUAGUCUAAGCCCUGUCUGUGAAACCAGGCCUAUGUCUCCUAGUUCGGACUCGAUUCAACUCAACAAUAGUGAGUUUGUCAAUUCUGAGGGGAAAAAAGCCAGAAGUGUGGGAAAAGAGAGAAUGACGAGUUGUUUUUUUCUUAUCUGAAUUAUCUCUCAGAAUUGCGAGAAUAAAACCAUAAUUUUGAAAUCUAAACUCAAAUUUACCUUUUUUAUUAUUCUUUAAUUAUAUGGCUUCCAUAGACUGCUACUUAAAAACUGUCAUUUUCUGCCACCAGGUAGGCUCCGCCCACAAAAAAACACGUCAACACUGGUUGCAAACACAAAAUUGGUCUAUGGGACUGUUUCUCUCGUGUGUGUGUGUUUAUAUCACAAAACUGACAUUCAGCUUCCUACAGAUUUACACAGACUCUGACCGCAUGAAGCUGAAUAUAUCAACGUCUUUGUGAAGAAAGUAGUUCCUGCUCCUGGAGACCCACUAUCCCGCAGAGUUUGGCUACAAACCUAAUCAAACACACCUGAAACUGCUCAUCAAGCUCUUCCGGAUCACUCGAAUCACAGGCCGGAUGUGCUGGAGCAGUUUAUACAGUGGGACCCAGGAGCAGGGGUCUAGACCUGGGAAGCAGUUGAUAUUUGAUUGUAUGUUUAGAUGUUAUGCUAGAGUUUUCUUAGCUUUAGACCAGUUGUUGUCCAUGUUCUUGCUGGAUUUAGACUUUAAUCAGACUUGGACCAGAAAAAAAAAUCGUUCCAACUCUAAAAAAAAAAAAAUGGCACAUCCAAUCACAUUUGUAAAAGUCGCGCAUCGGUUGAAUCCUUGCCUCAAGUUGCUGUGGAGCACUUUGCUUAACUGAACAAACACAGAAAGACACACAGUGGAUAAAUAUGGGUGCAAGAGCCAAAAAUAAUGCAGAAAUUUAACGCAAAUUAAAGUAUCUAAUUGCCUAAAAAGUUCCCACAAAGCUCCUAUAAGCAGGAUUUCAGAGCAUCCAGCUCUAAAUGCAUACAAAGUAAAAAGUAGUGCUGUCAAACGAUGAAUCGCAUGCAAUAUAUAUAUAUAAAUACACGCACAUGCAUGUAUAUAUUUAAGACAAAUGUUACGUUUAUAUAUUAAAUAUUCGGUCCCGCUUUAUAUUAGGUGGUCUUAACUACUAUGUACUUACAUCAAAAUAUAAGUACAAUGUAAUUAUUGUGUUCAUACUGUAUUGCAAAACACUUCUGCUGCUAUUGAGGUGUGAUUCGGGUAAGGUUAGGGACAGGUUUGGUGGUAUGGGUAGGUUUAAGGGUGGGUUAAGGUGUAAGGGAUGGGUCAACAGUGUAAUUAUAAAUGUAAUUACAGAAAUUAAUUACAAAUGUAAUUACAUAAAGGUAUUAUUAACAAUAUAUGUACAAUGUAAGAACAUGUAUGUACACAAUAAGUGCAUUGUACCAAAUGAUUAAUUUAAAUGUAAGUACAUAGUAGUUAAGGCCACUUAAUAUAAAGUGGGACCAAAUAUUUAUAUACAGUAUGAUAUCAUUUAUAUGAAUGUAAAUCAUUUCAAAAUAUAUGCUGUAUGUGUGUAUUUAUAUAUACACAGUACACGUAUGUAAACAAACUUUUAUUUUGGAUGCGAUUAAUCGCGACUAAUCAACUACAAACUAAAGUUUGACUGCACUAGUAAAAACAUUUAUUAAAAAUAAAAUAAUCGCCAAUGAUUGUACAAUAAUUAAUAAAUAAAAUAAAAAUAAAUAUAAUUAUAGUAUAAUCUCCACUUAAGUUAUAUAAUUUCAGCCAAAAUUAAAUAAUUACCAGGAUUCAAGUUGUACUCUGUGUGUAUAUUAGAAAUAAAUCCUGGGUGAGUUACUAGCAAAAAAUCCAAACGUUUGAUUUCCAAGCGAACAAUAACGUACAAUUGAUCGAGUAUGUAAGUUAUGGGAAUACUAUAAUAUUGGAUUUUAUAUGAAGAUAUUUAGGAGACCGUUAAACAGCCUACAGUUCGGGUGAACUAUAUUACUUGGGGAAAAGAUUGUUUGUUUAUUCUUUUAAUAUUUAUUUCACAUUAGGGCCAAAAGUGUUGUUCCUGACAGUUUAUAGAUCAAGAGAGGCCUGUGCAUUACAUGAGGACAAAAGAAGGAAAACUUUUUUUUACAAGACAAAAUGCACACCGAAUCAUGAGACCAUCUUACACUGUUUCACUUAGAAUGUGAAUGUAUCUUGUUUUGAGGAUAUUUAGUUAUUGUACUGGAAAGCAAAGCGAAGAUGCUCAUUUUAAAGUAUCAGUUUGUCUAUCUCUACCAAACUGCUUGAGCAAGAGUCCUCUUGAAAGCUCAGUGUUAGUUAAAGUAAUUGGAAGAAAAUCAACUUUAGGUAGGUUACUGUUCUGAUUAUAUCCAUUAGAAAAAAAUAACUGAUUUUUGUCAUCCAUGUAUUUAUCUGCUCUUAACUAUUUAAAUACUUGAGUGAUUUCAAAAUGAAAUGAUUUGGGAAGAGGGGAAAAAAAAUGUUUUGGGCUCUUCAAAUUUACUAAAAGUGAUUUAAAAAAAAUUGCAUGCUCAAAGUUUUGAAAGGUGAAAAUGUAUGUACUGAUUAGAGAGUGAAACAGAUUUUUUUAUGACGCCAAAUUAAUAUUUUUCUAUGCCAUGUGUUCUUGGCCAUCACUAACCAAUUUGAAAGUGUUGAUAAAGUGAUGAACAGACACUGCUUUGAGUUUAUGACUUGUUUGAUUUUGGUAAGCCAAUUGGUAUGUCAGAUGCAUGUCUACAUUUUGCAGUACUGAGGUACUGCUUUGUUUGUCAUUUGCAUAAAAGCUUUUAUUAUUCUUUGUACCUGUUCUAUAGAAUUUCUCUGUAUACACUGACAUUUGGAACCUAAUGUGAUCAAAUGUAAACUAUUUUAAAAUUGAUUACUUUUUUCUGAUGUUAAUUGAGGUAUUGCCGUUUUAUGAGUUAAUGUUUGAUUUCAACAGAAGCUGGUAUUUUAUGGUGUUUUAUUAUGUUUGAAUCACAUUGAUUUAUAUUCAACACAUCAUGUCAAGCAGUGUCUUAAAUUGGUGCAAGUGAAAUGAAGAUAAAGAUAGCACACAGUCUCUUGUGUGACUCUAGAGAAUAUAUUUUGUUAACUGUUGCUGUGAUCAGGAGGGAAGUCUGAUAAUGCAUCCAUCAUAAUCUAUUCUGUUUUAAAAAACUAGAGGGAGAAAGUGAGGUUUUAGAAGUAAAAUCAUGGUACACAUUUAGCUCGUCAGUAUUUAUGCUUGGCUUCAGUACGUUUUCUCUAGGUUUAUAAUUAAUGUUGGUCUUUUGGUUGUUUGCAACAUUAUGCAACAUAUCAUUCAUGGUUUGCCUAAAUGUGUCUGUCUAAUCAAUGUGGAGUAAAAAUGUUUAGGUACCGUACAAACACUUUCUUUGACAACUGAUCAUUAAAACCCUGCUGUAAUAAUAAAAGCUUUUAUCUCUGUACAA
Onychostoma macrolepis is the source of this 6104-nucleotide messenger RNA. It is a transcript of the gene chst6, whose product is annotated as carbohydrate sulfotransferase 6. The record is from RefSeq and is a predicted model, not a curated record. The transcript has 2 exons. The coding region runs from base 577 to 1779 and encodes 400 amino acids. Gene Ontology annotation, cellular component: Golgi membrane. Gene Ontology annotation, molecular function: N-acetylglucosamine 6-O-sulfotransferase activity. Gene Ontology annotation, biological process: sulfur compound metabolic process; N-acetylglucosamine metabolic process; carbohydrate metabolic process. NCBI's taxonomy places the organism in Eukaryota, Metazoa, Chordata, Actinopteri, Cypriniformes, Cyprinidae.